AUGGCAAUGGAUCCUUCACAGAAUCCUACUUCACCAUUUUAUUUGCUUCCGUCUGAUAAUCCUUGUCAGAAACUAGUGAAUUUUAAGUUUGAUGGAAAUAGUACUGGAGAUUGGAAACCUUCAAUGUUGAUUAGCUUAUCAGCCAAAAAUAAGCUUGGAUUUGUUGAUGGAAGUUUGAUUAAACCUGCUGUAACUAGUGAUCUUUACCUUGCUUGGGAAAGGUGCAACAAUAUGAUCAUCUCAUGGUUGUUAGGUGUCUUAGAACAAGACAUAGCAAGGAGUGUCUUAUAUUUUAGCACAACUAGGGAGAUAUGGCUGAAUUUGGAGGAAAGAUAUGGUCAAUCCUCUUGUGCUUUACUAUACUCUUUGCAACAAGCCUUACAUGAGAUUAAGCAAGAUCAGGACAAUAUCUUAGGGUUUUACACCAAGAUAAAGAUGAUUUGA
Chenopodium quinoa (quinoa) is the source of this 444-nucleotide messenger RNA. RefSeq lists its product as uncharacterized. NCBI's taxonomy places the organism in Eukaryota, Viridiplantae, Streptophyta, Magnoliopsida, Caryophyllales, Amaranthaceae. The record is from RefSeq and is a predicted model, not a curated record. The coding region runs from base 1 to 444 and encodes 147 amino acids. The transcript has a single exon.